This is a messenger RNA of Batrachochytrium dendrobatidis JAM81, 975 nucleotides long. RefSeq lists its product as uncharacterized. Lineage: Eukaryota; Fungi; Chytridiomycota; Chytridiomycetes; Rhizophydiales. Gene Ontology annotation, cellular component: fungal-type vacuole membrane. The record is from RefSeq and is a predicted model, not a curated record. Gene Ontology annotation, biological process: basic amino acid transmembrane export from vacuole. The transcript is spliced from 2 exons. Bases 1 to 975 code for a protein of 324 amino acids.
AUGUAUAGCUGUCCAACCGAUGAGCUAGGACGACAUGCAAUCCAUUGGAUCGAAUUCGUUUUUCAUGAAUGUGCCUAUACCCAUCGAGACUCUAUCAGUAUGUUUCUUGGGUAUACAUCCAUUACUUGCUGGUUUUUUGCUCAGAUACCCCAGCUUCGCAUGAACUGGAUCAAUGGCUCUGCCAAGUCUUUAUCAAUCUAUUUUGUCUCCAUCUGGCUGCUUGGAGACAUUACAAAUCUAGUUGGAUGCAUAUUGACUAAUCAGUUGCCAUUUCAAAUCUAUUUGGCCGUGUACUUUGUGCUGGUGGACUCAAUAUUGUUUUUACAGUGGAUGUUUUACUGGUAUACCACUAGUCCACGUCCCAUUUUAGAAGGGUCACAAGAGUUUGAUGAACGGUCUAUGCUGAUAUCUUCUCCACUCACGAGUGUGUUGGACGAUGCCGAUAGAUCGUUGAACCCAGAGCUGCCCUUGCUUAGACCCGAAUCAAACUGUGCGUGUCGAUCCCAUUCCAAUGUGUUAUUGAUUAUAUUCAAUCUAGCACUCAUCUUCACCAUUAUUGCUACUGUGGCAUCGUUUGGAGCACCAUUUGUUCUGGGAUGGCUUUCUUCGUCCCAGCAUCACCAUUCAAAUUCGACAAAUAUCCACAUAGAACCUGAUCAGCGGCCAGUUUUAAACUCGUACGAUUUAGGAAGAUUCAUCUCAUGGAUCUGCACAGCUCUGUAUCUGUCUUCCCGCCCACCACAAAUCUACUUGAAUAUGAAACGAAAGACAUGCGAAGGAUUGAGUUUGAACAUGUUUUUUGGCGCAGUACUGGGGAAUAUUGCUUACACCAUGUCAAUCUUUGUCAAAUCCAGUAAUCCUUCGUUUCUGCUUCAAUCGCUUCCAUACUUGCUUGGAAGUGGUGGAACUGUAUUAUUCGAUUGUGUGAUUUUCGGCCAGUAUCUGGUUUACAAUAUGGGAUGGUGGAGCAAAUAA